Molecule: messenger RNA, 1294 nt
Organism: Tribolium castaneum (red flour beetle)
Lineage: Eukaryota; Metazoa; Arthropoda; Insecta; Coleoptera; Tenebrionidae
Exons: 5
Coding region: 86-748 (220 amino acids)
Source: RefSeq, a predicted model, not a curated record
UGAUUAUGCAUUGAUCGUACAAUUGCAAAAUGCCAUAACUGAUAGUCAUAAAGCCAAAGAACCUGAAAUCUCCAUAAACAUCACCAUGGGCACACCCCUACCCCCCGUUCCCCCACGUCCAUCUCCAAAAGCCAAGAAGAGGCCCAAACUAAUCUGUCCAGGGAAAAACGAGUCGAGGCCCUUUUUUUCGAUACCUUGCAAAACUGCCAAAGAAUGCACUCAGUUAGGCAACAAAAACAUGCUUUGUUGCAACAACAGAUGCCUGAAAGGGGUCCCAGCACCUUCGCCAGAACCUGUUCACAGUCCGACGCUGUUUGGGUUGGUACAAAGAGUUUGCCCCACUGAGCUAAUUCCGGAAAUUUUCGAAAUAAAACGGUGUUCUGAAGACAGUGACUGUUCGCCUAGGAUUUGUUGUCCCGAAAAAAUGCUCAAUGGUGACAUUGUGGGAUAUUGCAGGACGCCAGAAGCAAAGUUGGACAAUAUUCCAGGUGUUCGACAAUUCGUUGAACCGUUUAGAUUAAUGAUGAAUUAUAUGCAAUGUACGCCUCCCCCACCCCCGAUUUUAGACGUUUUUCCGAAAGAAUGUCGAUAUCCUCUCGAUUGUUUCCCAAAUUUGUGUUGCCAAGAAAGAGGAAAAAGAUACUGUAGGCCGCCAAGACGCUCCCUUUUGACUUUGCUUACAACUGUUGCACAGAGAAUUGUGCCAACUGAAACUGCCCGAGAAAUCAUCAACAGGAUUGCCCCAUAAGCUUGACUGAUUGUUGUUAUUUAAAUAAAACUACUUUUUAUUAAACUGUUGUUUUAUUUACUUCAAAUUAGAAAUUACAUUAAAUAAUCAAGUGUUUGAAAAACGCACUUGACGUCCAAAAUUAAUCCAGCUGAAAAAAUAGAGAUUAGAACGUAAAUUUGUCUCAGACUGACGAUUUUAUUACCUUCUUGAAGCCAAUAUCAGCAGCGUAUUCUCUGAAGCACUGCCGGCAGAUAUUGAGCCCAUAUUUACGGAUCAAUCCGUGCCUGUUUGAGCAAGCUCGGCUGGAAAUAAAUUAAAUUGUUGCUAACUGGCAAUAAACUCAAGACGAAUCAAUUAUUAAGCAUUAAUAGCGUGUUUUUGAGGUUAUGUUAUGAAAGAUUGACUUUGAAAGCUGCGGGUUGUCUCAAUUUUGUACUUACCAUGACCUGGAGCCUUGCCCAUAUUUGCGGGGGUGAGAAUACCAGAUAUUUUGGAAACCCAUUUUUUGGAUUUUAAGAAAACGAACAACACGUUGGUUCUUCGAAAACUUGACAAGAGAAGAAA